Messenger RNA from Neogale vison (American mink), 11947 nucleotides. It is a transcript of the gene EP400, whose product is annotated as E1A binding protein p400. The transcript is spliced from 55 exons. The record is from RefSeq and is a predicted model, not a curated record. Gene Ontology annotation, molecular function: ATP-dependent chromatin remodeler activity; ATP binding. Lineage: Eukaryota; Metazoa; Chordata; Mammalia; Carnivora; Mustelidae. The coding region runs from base 262 to 9606 and encodes 3114 amino acids.
CCGAGCGAAGCGGCGCCGCCUCGACCCCCGCCCCCAGCCUUCGGCCGGACGCGGCAGGAGUGCGGUCCAGGCCCGGAAUAUCAUGUCACGUCCGUGACCGGCGCUGCCUGUCCCUUGGGUCUGUUUCUGCCCCCGGCAUCUCAAGACUCGUCGUGGUGUGGGUCUGUCAGUUCCGUCCAUCCAUCGCUGAGGCUGCUCCAGUGUUGUGUCCCGUCGCCGGGUGAAGGAGAACAUUAAAUUGGAUUAAAAAGAGGGGCGAUAAUGCACCAUGGCAGCGGCCCGCAGAGUGUCCAGCACCAGCUGCAGCGGUCCAGGGCCUUCGCCCCCAGCGAAGGCGAGGAACAGCAGGCCCACCCAAACCCGCCCCAGUCCCCUGCCACGCCCUUCGCGCCUUCGGCCAGCCCUUCCGCACCACAGUCUCCCGGGUACCAAGUUCAGCAGCUGAUGAAUAGGAGCCCUGUGACGGGACAGAACGUGAACAUCGCCCUGCAGAGUGUCGGCCCGGUGGUGGGAGGAAACCCGCAGAUCACGCUCGCUCCUCUGCCGCUCCCCAGCCCCGCUUCUCCAGGCUUCCAGUUUGGCACCCAGCAGAGGCGCUUUGAGCAUGGGUCUCCGUCGUACAUCCAGGUCACCUCACCACUGUCCCAGGGGGUGCAGACUCAGAGUCCCACCCAGCCCAGUGCCGGGCCGGGGCCGGGCCUGCAGAGCGUGCGGGCCGGCACCCCUGGCCCUGGUCUGGGCCUCUGCAGCAGCAGUCCUACUGGGGGCUUCGUGGACGCCAGCGUGUUAGUGAGGCAGAUGAGCUUGAGCCCAUCUAGUAGCGGGCACUUUGUGUUUCAGGAGAGCCCUGGCCUCGCCCAGAUGGCCCCGGGCACCCAGGUGCAGCUGCAGCACGCGGGGGCUCCCAUUGCCGUCCGAGAGCGGAGACUGUCGCAGCCCCACGCGCAGUCCGGGGGCACCGUCCACCACCUGGGGCCCCAGAGCCCCGCGGCCGCGGGUGCCGCUGGCCUGCAGCCCCUGGCCAGCCCCGGCCACAUCGCCACAGCGAGCUUGCCGCCCCAGAUCAGCAGUCUCAUCCAGGGCCAGCUGGUCCAGCAGCAGCAGGUGCUGCAGGGGCCGCCGCUGACCAGACCCCUGCUCCCCGGGGUUGGGCUUGGGGGGGCUUCGGCCUUCGGGAUGACCUCCCCGCCGCCCCCCACCAGCCCCUCCAGGACUGCAGUGCCCCCGGGCCUCUCCAGCCUUCCUCUCACAUCUGCGGGGAGUGCAGGCGUGAGGAAGGCCCCCAAGAAGUUGGAGGAGAUUCCCCCGGCCUCUCAGGAGCUGGCCCAGAUGAGGAAGCAGUGCCUGGACUACCACUACCGGGAAAUGGAGGCGCUGAAGGAGGCCUUCAAGGAGUACCUGAUCGAAUUGUUCUUCUUGCAACACCUUCAAGGGAACAUGAUGGACUUCUUGGCUUUCAAGAAGAAGCAUUAUGCCCCGUUGCAAGCUUAUCUUAGGCAGAAUGAUUUGGACCUGGAGGAGGAGGAGGAGGAUGAGGAGGAGGAGGAGGAGGAGGAGGAAGAAAAGUCUGAGGUUAUCAACGAUGAGGUAAAGGUUGUGACAGGAAAGGAUGGGCAGACUGGUACUCCCGUUGCUAUAGCAACCCAGCUUCCGCCAAAUGUUUCUGCUGCUUUUUCAUCCCAGCAGCAACCGCUUCAGCAGCAAGCUCUGGCGGGGGCCCUUGUGGCGGGGGCUGCAAGUGUGGCAGAGACGGACCCCUUUAAGAGGCAGCAGGCGGGGACCCCAGCAGAGCCGUCUAAGCGGCCUCGGCUUGAAGUGGGCCACCAGGGGCCAGUUUUCCAGCACCCGGGGGCGAACGCAGGGGUUCCUCUUCAGCAGCUCAUGCCCACGGCUCAAGGAGGAAUGCCUCCGGCCCCUCAAGCUGCCCAGCUCGCCGGACAGAAGCAAAGCCAGCAGCAGUACGACCCAUCCACUGGGCCCCCAGUGCAGAAUGCCGCCAGCCUGCACACUCCGCCGCCGCAGCUCCCUGGCAGGCUGCCCCCCGCCGGCCUUCCCGCCGCGCCCCUCCCGCCAGCGCUGCACUUUCCUCAGCAGCCUCCGGCAGUGGAGCCUCACGUGCAGCUCCAGGUCCCUGCGAAGACGCCCCAGUCGAAUGCCUCUAUCCCCGUGCUCCCACCCAGCCAGCUGCCGGUGCCGCCGCCGCAGCCCGUGCCGCAGUCCCUGCAUGCCCCGAUGCCUGGGAAGGCUCAGAUGCAGGCCGCCCAGCUCCCUUCCCAGCCACAGACGGUGGCGUCGACGAGACCGCCCGUGGACCCUGCCCAGCCCUGUCAGCGACCCCCGCCGGCGGCCUCUUCUACCUCGUCCAUAGCUCCUGCCAGCGGCUCGGGCCCGUCACCGGUACGGGUCUCUGCAGGGAAUAGACCCUCCUUGGCAGCCAACAAGUCUCUGUCUCCGGUCACCUCCCGGUCCCUGGGGGCAGCUGUGUCAGCACCGCCCAAACCCCAGAGCCCAGCUCAGAAUGCCGCCCCGCCCCAAGACAGCUCUCAGGACAAGCUGGCAGAACAGAUAGCACUGGAAAACCAGAUCCAUCAGCGGAUAGCAGAUUUGAGGAAAGAAGGCCUAUGGUCCCUCAGGCGGUUGCCCAAACUGCAGGAGGCCCCACGCCCCAAGUCGCACUGGGACUAUCUGCUGGAGGAGAUGCAGUGGAUGGCCACGGACUUUGCCCAGGAGAGGAGGUGGAAGGUGGCCGCGGCCAGGAAGCUCAUCAGGACAGUGGCACGUCACCAUGAGGAGAAGAAGCUGCGUGAGGAGAGGGGAAGGAAGGAGGAGCAGAACCGACUGAGACGCAUCGCUGCCUCCACCGCCCGAGAGAUAGAGUGUUUUUGGUCAAAUAUUGAACAGGUCGUGGAGAUAAAAUUACAAGUAGAAUUGGAAGAGAAAAGGAAAAAAGCCUUAACUUUACAGAAGGUGCCCAGGAGAGGAAAAGAGUCGAGGCCUCAGGGGCUGGAUGCACUGCCGGAAGCUUUCCUGGAGUCGGGGUUGUCUGGAAGGAAGAGGAAAGCUAGCACAUCUCUGACUGACGAUGAAGUGGAAGAUGAGGAGGAGACCAUAGAAGAGGAAGAAGCAAACGAGGGGGCCGUGGACCACCAGGCAGAGCUGUCCAAUUUAGCCAAAGAAGCUGAAUUGCCCUUAAUUGACUUGAUGAAGUUGUAUGAAGGAGCUUUUCUGCCCAGUUUCCAGUGGCCGCAACCGAAGCCCGACAGUGAGGAGGCGAGCGAAGAAGAAGAUGUGGAAGGUGCCCCGGGCGACCGGGAGGGCCGGAAGGAUGUGGUUCUCAUAGACUCACUGUUCAUCAUGGACCAGUUCAAAGCUGCGGAGAGAAUGACUCUUGGGAGCCCUCACACAAAGGACAUCGCGGAGGUGACUGCCGUGGCUGAAGCUGUCCUGCCGAAGGGCAGUGCCCGGGUCAGCCCCACGGUGAAGUUGAACGCGCCAUCUCUGUUGUACGGCGCGCUCAGGGACUACCAGAAGAUUGGCCUGGACUGGCUGGCCAAACUCUACCGGAAGAACCUCAACGGCAUCCUGGCGGACGAAGCUGGGCUGGGCAAGACGGUGCAGGUCAUUGCUUUCUUUGCCCACCUAGCUUGCAACGAAGGCAACUGGGGCCCUCAUCUCGUGGUUGUGAGAGGCUGUAACAUCCUUAAGUGGGAGCUCGAGCUGAAGCGGUGGUGCCCCGGGCUCAAAACCCUCCUGUAUGUUGGCAGCCACAGAGAACUGAAAGCCAAGAGACAGGAGUGGACGGAGCCCAACAGCUUCAAUGUGUGCAUCGCGCCCUACAAGCACUUCUUCAGGGGCUAUGCAGCCUUCACGCGUGUGCGGUGGCGCUGCCUGGUCAUCGACGAGAUGCAGCGUGUCCGCGGCAUGACCGAGAGGCACUGGGAGGCCGUGUUCACCCUGAGGAGCCAACAGCGCCUGCUGCUGAUCGACGCGCCCCUGCACAACACCUUCCUGGAGCUCUGGACCAUGGUACACUUCCUCAUCCCCGGCAUCUCCAGGCCUUACCUGCACCUGCCCCUGAAGGCCCCGAACGACGAGAAUCAGGACUACUACCACAAAGUGGUCAUACGGCUGCACCGGGUGACGCAGCCCUUCAUCUUGAGGAGAACUAAGAGAGACGUGGAGAAGCAGCUGACGAAGAAGUACGAGCACGUGCUGAAGUGCCGCCUGUCGAGUCGGCAGAAGGCCUUGUACGAGGACGUGAUCCUGCAGCCUGGGACCCAGGAGGCGCUGAAGAGUGGCCACUUCGUGGACGUGCUGAGCAUCCUGCUGCGGCUGCAGAGGAUCUGCAACCAUCCCGGGCUGGUGGAGCCCCGGCUCCCGGAGUCGUCGUACACAGCGGGGCCUCUGCAGUACCGCUCGGCCUCCCUUGUCCUCAGGGCGCUCGACGGGGACUCCUGGAAGGAAACGGAUCUCUCUAUAUUUGAUCUUAUCGGCUUAGAGAACAAAAUGACUCGCCACGAAGCAGAAUUGCUGUGUAAGAAGAAGGUGACACGGAAGCUCAUGGACGAGCUGUACACCGCGCCGCCCCCGUCGGGCAGGCCAGCGACCCUCAGACUGAAGCCCAGCAGGUUGUUUCAGCCCGUGCAGUAUGGCCAGAAGCCCGAGGGUCGCACCGUGGCUUUCCCCAGCACACACCCGCCCCGGACGGCGGCCUCUGCUGCAGCCACGGCCACUCCUCAGGGCCACGUGAGAGGACGGCCACCGGUUGCCACGUUCUCUGCCAAUCCAGAUGCAAAAGUGGCGGCAGCCCCGUUUCAGAGCUCCCAGGCCUCCGCCGGCGCGCCCGCUCCGAGACAGCCGCCCGCCUCGACCUCCGGCGCAGCACCUGCCCCGGCCCAUCCUGCGAAACCGCGGGCCCCGCCCCCGACCCCGCCCCCGGGCCCCCCGCACCCGGCGGGGCCGAGCGCGCUGCCUCAGGGGCUGGUGCUCACCUCGCAGGCUCAGGCGCGCCUGCCCAGUGGGGAGGUGGUCAAAAUAGCCCAGCUGGCUUCCCUGGCAGGGCCGCAGAGCCGGGUCGCCCAGCCAGAGACCCCGGUGACGCUGCAGUUUCAGGGGAACAAGUUCACCUUGUCACAUAGCCAGCUGCGGCAGCUCACCGCUGGCCAGCCCCUGCAGCUGCAAGGCAGCGUUCUUCAGAUCGUGUCCGCUCCGGGGCAGUCCUACCUGCGACCGCCAGGCCCCGUGGUGAUGCAGACCAUGUCUCAGGCGGGCGCCCUCAACGCCCUGGGAAGCAAGCCCCCGGCCGGUGGCCCGGGCCCAGCCCCCGUGACUGCGCCAGUUGGUGUGCCAGGGCGAGUGGCAGUCAACCCCCUGCCUGCUGGAGAACCCGGAAUGGCCUCCAAACCAGCCUCUCCUGUCGGAGGGCCAACCCAGGAGGAGAAGAGCAGACUUCUGAAGGAGCGACUGGACCACAUCUACUCUGUCAACGAGCGGCGCUGCUCGCGGGCCCCCGUCUACGGCCGAGAUCUGCUGCGGAUUUGUUCCGUGGUCGGCCGAGAACAGACGCCUUGGCCCAGGGUUUCUGACAGCAGCCAGCGGAAGGGGGCCGGGACAGCGGGUGGGUACAUGCCAUCCUCCCACGGUCAGAAGGACCUGAUUUUGACGCUGACCCAGCGGCAAGCCUGCCUGCAGGAUGUCAUCGACAGGGUGGUGUGCGUGAUCCCUCCGGUGGUGGCCGCGCCCCCGUCCCUGUGGGUGGCGAGGCCGCCGUCCCUCUACAGCCACAGGAUGAGGCUCCUGAGGCACCGCCUUCGAGAGCACACAGCUCCCUACGCGCAGCAGCUGCGGCGGAUGACGGCGCUGUGCUCCCUCCGGUUUCCGGAGCUCCGAUUGGUGCAGUUCGACUCAGGAAAGCUCGAAGCUUUAGCCAUCUUGCUUCAGAAGUUGAAGUCUGAGGGACGUCGAGUGCUAAUCUUGUCGCAAAUGGUUCUCAUGUUGGACAUUUUAGAAAUGUUCUUGAACUUCCAUUAUCUCACCUACGUCAGGAUCGAUGAGAACGCGAACAGCGAGCAGCGGCAGGAGCUGAUGAGGAGUUUCAACAGGGACAGGAGGAUCUUCUGUGCCAUUCUGUCAACCCACAGCCGCGCCACAGGCGUGAGCCUGGUGGAAGCCGACGCAGUGGUGUUCUAUGAUAACGACCUGAACCCCGUGAUGGACGCCAAGGCCCAGGAGUGGUGUGAGCGGAUCGGGAGGCGCAAGGACGUCCAUAUCUACAGGCUCGUGAGUGGUAAUUCCAUUGAAGAGAAGCUUUUGAAAAACGGAACCAAAGACUUGAUCCGGGAAGUAGCCGCUCAGGGCAAUGACUACUCCAUGGCUUUCCUGACGCAGCGGACCAUCCAGGAGCUGUUUGAGGUGUGCUCUCCCACUGACGAUGCCGGCUUCCCAGUGAAGGCGGAGGAGUUCGUGGUCCUUUCUCAGGAGCCUUCUGCCACAGAAAUCAUCGCCCCCAAAAUUGCAAGACCUUUCAUUGAGGCCCUUAAGAGCAUUGAGUACCUGGAGGAAGACGCCCAGAAACCCGAGGAGGAAGCCGUGCCGGGGGCGUCUACCUCUGACAGCCUGAUGCGGAAGGAGGAGCCGUCACAGCUGGAGGAGUUAGCGGACUUCAUGGAACAGCUUACGCCUAUUGAGAAGUACGCGCUGAAUUACCUGGAGUUGUUCCACACGCCGGCUGGCCCCGAGAAAGAGGGAGACAGCGAGGACGCGGUGCUGACCGCUGUGAGGGAGUGGGAGGCCCAGAACGCGAGGGCCCUGCGGGAGAGGGAGGCGCGAGUGCUGCAGGAGCAGGAGCAGGAGCAGCUUCUCACCUACACCAGGGAGGACGCCUACAACGCGGAGUACGUGUGCGAAGGUGCCGACGGGCAGGUGGAGGUCAUGCCGCUCUGGACGCCGCCCACGCCACCCCAGGAUGACAACGACAUUUACGUGGACCCGGUCCUGUGUCUCACGUACGAAACCACGCCCAUCCCAGAGUCCAAGCUGCCCCCUGUGUACGUGAGGAAGGAGCGCCGGCGGCACCGCACGGAUCCCUCAGUUGCAGGCCGGAAGAAGAAGCAGCGCCACGGGGAGCCGGUCGUCCCCCCUCGCUCGCUGUUUGACCGCGCCACGCCCGGCAUGUUGAAAAUGCGCCGGGAAGGAAAGGAGCAGAAAAAGAAUAUUCUGUUGAAGCAGCAGACACAGUUCGCCAAGCCGCUGCCGACUUUUGCCAAACCAACAGCCGAGUCGGGCCCAGACAACCCCGAGUGGCUCAUCAGUGAAGAUUGGGCGCUGCUGCAGGCCGUGAAGCAGCUGCUGGAGCUGCCUCUGAACCUGACCAUCGUGUCCCCGGCCCACACGCCCAACUGGGACCUCGUCAGCGACGUCGUCAACUCCUGCAGCCGCAUCUACCGCUCUUCCAAGCAGUGCCGGAGCCGCUACGAGAACGUGCUCAUUCCCAGGGAGGAAGGCAAGAGUAAGAACAACCGGCCCCUGCGCACAGGCCAGAUGUACGCCCAGGACGAGAAUGCCACGCACACGCAGCUGUACACGAGCCACUUCGACCUGAUGAAGAUGACGGCCGGCAAGAGGAGCCCCCCCAUCAAGCCUCUGCUUGGCAUGAAUCCCUUUCAGAAAAACCCCAAGCACGCCUCCGUGUUGGCAGAAAGCGGGAUCAACUACGACAAGCCGCUGCCUCCCAUUCAGGUCGCGUCUCUCCGAGCAGAGCGAAUUGCCAAAGAGAAGAAGGCUCUGGCUGAUCAGCAGAAGGCGCAGCAGCCGCCCGUGGCGCAGCCCCCGCCGCCUCCGCCGCAGCCGCAGCCCCCACCGCCACAGCAGCCACCCCCGCCUCUGCCCCAGCCCCAGGCGGCCGGCAGCCAGCAGCCUGCGGGCCCGCCGGCCGUCCAGCAGCAGGCCCCGGCGCAGCCCCAGGCGCCACCCGCACAGCCCCCGCCGAAGGUGCCCCCGGCGAUCACCACUGUGGGCAGCGCUGCUGUGCUGGCGGGAGCCAUGAAAACGUCCGUCACGGGGACGAGUAUGCCAACGGGCACGGUGAGCGGAAACGUCAUCGUGAACACCAUCGCGGGGGUCCCUGCCGCCACCUUCCAGUCCAUUAACAAGCGUCUUGCUUCACCUGUGGCGCCAGGAGCCUUGACCACCUCCGGAGGCUCUGCUCCAGCCCAGGUGGUCCACACCCAGCCUCGCGCCGUCGGUUCCCCGGCCACGGCCACGUCCGACCUUGUGUCUCUGGCACCAACCCAGGGUGUUCGCGCGGUUACCUCUGUGACAGCCUCAGCCGUGGUCACUACCAGCCUGACCCCAGUGCAGACUCCGACCCGGUCUUUGGUGACUCAGGUGUCCCAAGCCACAGGGGUGCAGCUGCCCGGGAAGGCCAUCACCCCCGCACACUUCCAGCUGCUCCGGCAGCAGCAGCAGCAGCCGCCGCCCCCGCCCCCGCCCUCUCAGGUGCAGGUCCCGCAGAUCCAGGGCCAGGCCCCAUCGCCAGCACAGAUCAAGGCUGUUGGCAAGUUGACUCCGGAACAUCUGAUCAAAAUGCAGAAGCAGAAACUGCAGCUGCCCCAGCAGGCCCCCCCACCGCAGGCCCCGCCAGGGCCCCCACAGCCCGCUACACAAGUGCAAGUGCAGGCCCCGCCACCCACGCCGCAGCAGAGCCCCCAGCUGGCCACAGUCACGGCCCCGCGGCCCGGAGCCCUGCUCACGGGCACCACCGUGGCCAACCUCCAGGUGGCCCGGCUCACCCGGGUUCCCCCUUCGCAGCUGCAGGCGCAAGGGCAGAUGCAGGCUCAGGCGCCCCAGCCCGCGCAGGUGGCACUGGCCAAGCCUCCCGUGGUGUCCGUGCCGGCGGCCGUGGUCUCCUCGCCAGGUGUGACGACCCUGCCCAUGAACGUCGCCGGGAUCAGCGUGGCCAUCGGACAGCCACAGAAAGCCGCAGGACAGACCGUCGUGGCGCAGCCCGUGCACGUACAGCAGCUGCUGAAACUGAAGCAGCAGGCCGUGCAGCAGCAGAAAGCCAUCCAGCCCCAGGCAGCCCCGGGCCCAGCGGCUGUCCAGCAGAAGAUCGCCGCACAGCAGAUUGCUGCUCAGGGCCAACCACAGAAGGUCACCUAUGCCACCCAGCCAGCCCUUAAAACGCAGUUCCUUACCACACCCAUCUCCCAGGCCCAGAAACUGGCUGGUACGCAGCAGGUGCAGACCCAGAUCCAGGUUGCCAAACUCCCUCAAGUGGUCCAGCAGCAGACACCUGUGGCCGGCAUCCAGCAGGUGGCCUCUGCUUCCCAGCAGGCCUCCCCGCAGACUGUGACCCUGACUCAGGCGACGGCGGCCGGGCAGCAGGUGCAGAUGAUCCCCACGGUGACAGCGACCGCGCAGGUGGUGCAGCAGAAGCUCAUGCAGCAGCAGGUGGUGCCGACGGCGGCGGGCCAGCUGCAGAACCCCGGCGUCGCCGCCCCCGCCCAGGUCCCGGCCAGCUCCGACAACCCCGGCCAGCAGCCCAAGCUGCAGAUGCGAGUCCCUGCCGUCCGGCUGAAGACGCCCGCCAAGCCCCCGUGCCCCUAGUCGCAGCGGCGGGCGGGCCUCGGGGCAGGCCGCGGGGCACUCCGCCGCCAAGUCAGGAGCAGGCGCGUUAUUUAUUGUUGAACCGUGGAGCGGUGUCGUUGGAGGUGUUUGGCCCCGGGGAGGUUGUAACGGAAACAAAGUAGUGUCAUUGUUUUACUAUCCUGCAUCCGACACUGCGGGGGCGGUGAGCCGUGGCCCAUGCCCCCGUGCCCAUGUCCGGUGACCAACGGCGGAGGUGCUGCUGGCGCCUUCAGCUUCCCGUCUCUGCAGAGCGGUAGUGCCAGGUCUCGUGUGUGUGCGCUGUUCUGCACGGGGCCAUGUGGAGGGGCAGUGAGUCAUAGAGGAGAGCUCUUGAACCUGAAACCUGGUCUUGGACAGCAUCCGCCUCUGCUUGGUUCUGUACUCCUACCUGAACGUGCGUUCUGGUCCUUGGAGAGGAGAGAGGUCGGCUGAGGAGAUCAUCUCCGGUCCGAGGCGGCCAGUGUGGUUUUCUCUUUCCCUCCUCUGAGGUGUUUCCAGGCCCAUUCAUGACCUCUUCCGGCCAUGUGAAGGCUCACUGUCCCCGACUGAAUUUUCAUUCCAAAGAGCAGCCAGUGGGGCUCACGUCGGGCCCGCGGUGCCACGGGUGUCCUUACAGCACAUCCAGGACACUCGCGGCUGGUGGAUGAAGCGCGUGUGUGGACGGAACCCGGGAGCGGCUCCGGCGAACUCCAUGAGGCUCCCGUAUGGGCUGUGGGGCCUGGACUGCUGUGUGAGGGUCGGACGCCCACCCCAUUGCUCUCCCGCCCAGCCCAGGCGGGACCUGCGGACAGUGAGCAGCCUCCGCGGACUGUGCAGGGUCCCCAACAGACAUGGGUGUCAUGAGUGCUUCCUCGCGGGCUGGUGAGCCAGACUUCUGUUUCUCGUGACGCCAGCAUCGCGCCCGGGAGCAGAUGCACUCCCUUGUGGGUCCGUGCAAAGCAGAGGACCUUCUAUGCAGUAUUUGGGGACGCACUUGAGGGACAAAGAGGAGGCCCCGUGUUUGCUUCUGUUUUAUUUUUUCACUGCAGUGAGCUAGUGUAAGUGUUUGCAGUGGGCGCGUUUGGCCGAUGACUUCUGCUUACCUGGACGCUGUCUCCCAGGCCCACGUGCGCAUCGGGCUCCCCGCUCUGUGCGCUGGCUCUGUGGCUCUCUCCUGCUGUGGGUCCAGAAAAUCAGGUCAUGUUGGGUGUGUGUGGGCAUUCUGAGGGAGUCUCCCUGCUCGUUUUCUCUGUCCUCCCCCGUGUACCACUUUUGAGUGGCACGAAGGAACGCGGACCAUAGUUUUGGUUUCCCAUCGAUUUACGUGGAUGGUAACAUGGCAGCAUCUAUUGAAGCAACUGGGCAGCUCAUUACUGAGCUCUGGGUGAGAAAUUUGGAGAAAGGUAAAAAUCAAGUGUUGAAAAAAAUGGAAGGGACUUAACAUGAUAGUUCGCUGCACUGUGUGGAGGCAGUGCUGCGACAUGUGUUCUCACCACCACCCUCUGGCGUGGCCCGUGCUGCCAGGAGAGGAUAGCGUGCCGGGGACUUCUGCUCUCCUACCCUGAUGUGCAGCGGUGCGGCGUGAUUUGUGUGCCCAGUGCACCUGGCCCCCCACUUCUGGGGCCGUUGGCCUGGAAGAGGAAGAGGAUCUGUUUGCACCCGCUUUGGCACACCCUGCCCGGGCUGCCCGCUGGGACAGAAGUGAGCCGGCGCGCCAGCAUUUGUGGCCUGGGCCCCUGCCUGCCUCAGUGCGUGAAUGAGCGGCCCUCGUGUGCGAGGCCGUGUCCUUCCCUGGCUGCUUACGUGGGACCCAGGGCAGAUGGUUGGCUUUUGUCCGACUUAGGUGCACCAGGGGCCCCCGGCUUCACCAGCUGCUCCAGGAAACCUCCUCCUCCUCCCCGGGUGUGGUUCUCUCCAUCUUCUGCUGUCAGGGGUCCACUGUCCUUUCUGAGCUCCACGCGAGUGUGGGGUGGUUCUGCCUGCAAACUCCCGCAUGGCCCAAGAACCAGCGCCCCGGCCAGGACAGCAUGCGGGGUCGGCGGUUAGGCACACCGCGGGAGCGUUGUCCGGCUCCCUCCUCCGGCGCUGCGUGGGCAGCUGCCGGCUCUGACUGCUCUUCCUGCGUGAUGCCCCGGAGGCGGGGCUCGCCUGCAGGCAGUCUUCACCACUUUCUGUCCCCUGUGUCACCAUACGGCUGGCACGUUUCAAAUAUAAAGGAAGAAGACUGAAAUUGUAAAUACUUUGUAAACAUACCCAUUUGUACUUGAAUAGUAGGGUUUUAAAAAGGGCACUGAUAUCCCACCAAACAAAAGGUAUAAUAAAAUGACCUUUUUCUAUGCUU